CGGACUACGGGAACAGUCUGUCAGUAAACUCGGUGCCGUGCGUUUGGCUGGCGCGCGUCCGACCCGACGACCGUUUCCAUGCGCGUGUUCCACGACACGGAUAUACACGCCAGCCGAUCCCACGGGCUGCUCAACUGAUAUUCGCACGGCGGGCGAGUCGCAACCCGCGCCCAGUGAGCUCUCAGUAUUCGCGAACGAAUAUACACUCUCCGUGGUUAAAUCAGGAUAGAAAACAAAUGCUGACUUAAUUGAAUAACACCGGUCUCGUUGAACGCGAUCGCGAGUGUCCGCAAUUGAAACUGUUUUUCCCUCCCGUUGUUUGAUCCCCGUUGUACGCGCGCACGCUUGUUUGCUCGGUGAACAUUUUUACGAAGACAAGAUGGUGCGUGGUCUGUCGCAGUGGACGAAAACCUUGAGCUUCCCCGCGAGGGUGUCCCCCCAGAGGCCUACCAAGGAGUCGAAGGGGUUUCAUGUGAGCCCUAGCGCUAGCCCUACGUCGCCACCCAGCCCGAUCAACGACAACAUGGACAAGGCGCCGAUUAUUACCGAUGAGAAUUUCCAGGACUUGGAAGCUGAAAAGGCAAUAAUGGGCUCCAUUGUGUAUUGCAUCCAUCACAAGGACGGGUGCAAGUGGUCGGACGAACUUAGAAAGUUGAAGGCUCACCUGAAUACCUGCAAGCACGAUGCGGUGCCCUGCAGCAACAAGUGCGGCGCAAUGAUCCCGCGCGUACUCAUGGAGGACCAUUUGAAGUACACUUGUGCUCAGCGGCGAGCACGCUGCGACUUCUGUGCCAAAGAAUUCACCGGUCACACGCUCGAGAAGCACACGGGCACGUGUGGCUACGAGCCCCUUUACUGCGAGAACAAAUGCGGCAUGAAGGUGCAGAGAAGGCAUCUCAGCCAGCACAAGCUGGGCGAGUGCGCGAAAAGGCUGGUGGCCUGUCGAUACUGCAACAAAGAGUUCGUCUUCGACACGCUCGGUGCCCAUCACACCAAGUGUGGCCGUUUCCCGGUCGCCUGUCCUCAUCGCUGUGAAACUGCAGUGCUACCGAGGGAGGACUUGGAAGUUCACUUGAAGGACCACUGCACCACGCACCUUCUGUCCUGUACUUUCAAGGAUGCUGGUUGUCGCUUCAAGGGAAACAGGUUCUCGUUGGAUAAACAUUUAGAGGAAUCCGCGAAGAUGCACCUGAGCCUGAUGUGCAGUGUGGUGACAAAGCAGCAGCAUCAAAUAACCAGCCUGAAGUCAGCUAUCAGUAAAUUGUCAUUAAAUUACACGGGCACGCUGAUAUGGAAGAUCACAGACUACAGCGCCAAAAUGUCUGAGGCAAAGGCCAAAGAGGGCAUGGAGUUGGUUAGCCCUCCUUUCUACACUAGUCAAUAUGGUUACAAGCUGCAAGCAUCGGUUUUCUUAAACGGAAAUGGAACCGGCGAAGGAAGUCACAUCUCCAUAUACAUAAAGAUUCUUCCCGGGGAAUACGAUGCUCUGUUGCGGUGGCCAUUCUCUCACAGCGUGUCGUUCACCAUAUUCGAUCAGACGGUGGUCGCGGAGAAGGCGUGCAAUAUUGUUGAAAGCUUUAUACCCGAUCCAACAUGGAAGAACUUCCAGAGGCCCAGUCGCGAGCCUGACUCCCUCGGUUUCGGCUUUCCCCGAUUCGUUUCCCACGAAAUGGUGAAGAAACGGCAUUUCGUGAAAGACAACACCAUGUUCAUACGGGUGAAGGUCGAUCCUAGUAAAAUCGUGGCCGUCUAAAAACGUAACGGUCGUGUACGAUCAGAAUUCGAUAGCGUGUACCGUACACUAACUCGUCUACUAUCGUUCCACGUAACACACUUUGAUAUCGUUUUACGUAAAUAGUUUGCGAUGCGGUUGUUACGCAUUUCUUAUGUUACACGUAAUGACAGUCCAGUAAAUGUUUCACGAUAAUUGUAUUUAUUUACGUCGGCCGUGUACUUGGUGUGAUAGUGCGGAGUACUUUACAUACAGGGCACAUGGUACUUACAUUGUAUACCAUAGUAACAUUUAUUCAGGGUAUCUCUGAAAGUUUUAGAAACAAUAGUACAGCGGUAUCUCCGAAUUUGUACGAUUCGCUCGAUUAAAUGUCGUGUUUGGACUACUCACCUUCCGAGGGAAAUAUCAAUACGUUGAUAAAGUCAUAGCGAUAGCUGGAAAACUGUUCGAUCGUGAUUUAACUCCAAGUAUCCGAACAUGCACAUCACUGCCCCGAAAUCGAUUACAAUUUUAGAGGUAUUGCCGUUAAUGUCCUAGGACGAGAUCUUUCAUUGGGGGACUGCAUAAAGAUGUUCGUAUCGCGUUCUACGAUUUUUUUGUAUAAAUUUUUAAUUAUCCUGACUUAUUUUCUAACUAACGUUUUGUACUGUGAAAUUGAUAAUUUCCGUUGCUUUACGGUUCCCAACUAUUGUCAUCGCUUAUUCGGCAAACAUGAAUUUCCAUUCCGUGUGACGUUACAAUCGAUAUUCCACAAGUUAACGUCACGUUGAAAUCGUAAUAUUAAAAACUUGAAAAGUUCUCUGAUCGAACAAUAUCGUGUUCGCUGAAGGGGUUUACUUUUAAGAAUUCAAAUCAAAGAUUAUUAAAGGACUGUGUACUAUAAGCUUAGGGAAUGUAAAUAUUGUGAAAAGAGGAGGGAGCGAGCGAGCAAUUUGUCAGCGUGACAGAUCUACUAGUGUAAAUACGCAUUUACUACACGUUAAUGAUAAUGAGAAAUUGUGAUUGAGAUGCUAGUGACUGUAUGUAAUGAUUUAAGAAUAAGAAAUAAUAAAACUAUUAUAUCAUGUUCGUAUAUUACA
Messenger RNA from Nomia melanderi (Alkali bee), 2811 nucleotides. RefSeq names its product TNF receptor associated factor 4 (gene Traf4). Gene Ontology annotation, molecular function: tumor necrosis factor receptor binding; zinc ion binding; ubiquitin protein ligase binding. NCBI's taxonomy places the organism in Eukaryota, Metazoa, Arthropoda, Insecta, Hymenoptera, Halictidae. Gene Ontology annotation, cellular component: plasma membrane signaling receptor complex. Gene Ontology annotation, biological process: regulation of canonical NF-kappaB signal transduction; signal transduction; regulation of apoptotic process. The record is from RefSeq and is a predicted model, not a curated record.